Molecule: messenger RNA, 3774 nt
Organism: Spodoptera litura
Lineage: Eukaryota; Metazoa; Arthropoda; Insecta; Lepidoptera; Noctuidae
Gene: Git
Product: ARF GTPase-activating protein GIT1
Biological process (GO): synaptic vesicle recycling; regulation of G protein-coupled receptor signaling pathway; brain development
Cellular component (GO): synapse
Molecular function (GO): small GTPase binding; GTPase activator activity
Source: RefSeq, a predicted model, not a curated record
GUUGGCAGCAGUGGAAAUUUGUCAAUCUGUGGCAUCAAUUUAUUUUGAUUGACGUUUCGUAAAAUGAUUUAUUUUUGUAUCGAAAACCUGCUCUUCGAUUUAUCUAAAUAAGUUUACUCAGACGCACGGAGUAUUAAUUUUGUUAAUUAGUCUUCCAUAAGAGUAUCUACAAUGAUCAUAUCGCGGUCUAAGCACCGCUCUUCGGUGGAAGUGUGUGCGGAUUGCGGUGCAUCAGAUCCGUCAUGGGCUUCGAUAAACCGUGGGCUGCUGCUGUGUGCUGAAUGCUGUAGUGUUCACCGUAGUAUGGGAAGACACAUCUCCCAUGUUAAAUCCCUGCGUCAGGGGUCCUGGCCACCGUCACUGUUAGCUAUGGUGCAAGCACUGACAGCUCAGAACGUGAACUGCAUCUGGGAACAUUCCUUACUGGACACUUCAGCCCCAAAACACCUUCGCAAGAAACCUCAACCUAAAGACCCAUUACACCCUGUAAAGUCAGAGUUCAUUCUUGCAAAGCACUUAAGGCUGGCAUAUGUGCUGAGAGCUAGAAGAGAUGAGCCACCUAGUGAGCUUGGCAGACAGUUGCACAGUGCUGUCAGGAGCUCCUCAUUAGACACAGCAAUGAGGCUUUUGGCACAAGGAGCUGAUCCUAACUACUACAAUCAGGAAAAGGGUACAACUUGUCUCCAUGUGGCCUGUCGAGCUGGUCAACCAGCCCAGGCUGAGUUACUGGUAGCUUGGGGAGCUGAGCCCACUGCACGCGACCACUCUGGGAACAUGCCUGCUGACUGCGCCAGGCAGGGCGGUCACACAGAGCUAGCAGAUCGUAUGACAGAACUAGUGUAUGAGGCUACCGACCGUAUGAUAUACUUCCUGACGGGUGAGAAACCAGACCAUGCGUCCGGGAGACACUACAUAGUGCCACGGGCGCACGACACGCAUGAGAUGACUGAUGUCGCGAAGGCCGCGAGGGGCAAGCUGCAGUUGCUUCCAAAUCAUCUAUUUGAAGAGCUUGUUAUGGACAUAUACGACGAAAUCGACCGCAGAGAAACAGAAGCCAUCUGGCAGACUAGUGCGACGGGUUUAGAGAGGUCAGGCGUGGUGUUCCUGCCAGUGAACCCCGCCCUGUCAGCGCCCCGCAACCAGGGUAGGCAGAAACUAGCCAGACUGUCCACUGCAGAGAUGGCCACCUUACUAAGAGACGUACUCGUAGACGCUACUAGAAGACAACAUAUUGCCACGUUACAGCCGCGAGCUCCCACAACCUUGAUGAAUCCCCUACUGUCAGCGAGUCACUUGAAGCACUUCUCGCAGAUGUCUGAUGACGAGCCUCUAUACGACUCAGUAGCCUCCGACGAAGACUACGCUGCUUUAGCACCUAUAGACUUGGAUUUAUCGAGUGUGGUGCCUCGUGCGGGUGAGACAGUAUCCUCGACAUACAACCCGUCCCUGCCCCUCGAUCACUCCUCCAUCAUGGACAUACGCCGCACUCAGUCUCCCAGCAACUUCACACACUCCGCUAUACCCGAACAAACCACGGAAAUAGAAACAUUGAAGAAGGAAAUACACACUAAAGACUCCACCAUCACCGAACUCAAGAACCAACUGAAGAGCUUACAAACUAUUGUGGAACAACUCACCAAGGAAAACAGUGUUCUUAAAACAACUAGUAGCGUAGAUGAUGAUCAGAGCAUGACGUCACAGAUGUCGAUAAACGACAGCUCUAGUAACGCUUUAGAGUCGUCUAAAGCGCAAGAGAGAGGCAAAAGUCUCGAGACCGAGCAUUUCACCCGGGCGGAGGAAGUCGAUGGCAAGUUGUCGUUGAAACCUGCGCAGCGACCGGUCAGUAUGUAUGAGACUAGAGAGGGACCAAAGAAUAACUGGCAGGUUACUAAACACCAGCUGACGACGCUAUCGAGCCUGGAGAGGUCGCUGUCUCCGCUGUCGCUGGGCGCGGAGGGGCCGGAGGACGCGAGCGCGCUGCCGCCGGCGGAGCUGGUGCAGCGGCGCGCGGAGCACGUGACGCGCGCCAUCUCCGAGCUGUGGGCCGCCGCGCGCGACCAGCACCCGCGCCUGCAGCAGCGCGGGGACUCCAUACGACACGCCGUGCGGGCGCUACUCGCACUCUUCCCACAGACGAACACGGACGCGGAGCUGUCCCUGGUGCUGGGCGAGCUCCGCGCGGCGUGCUCGGAGGUGUCGCUGGCGUGCUCGGCGCCGUCGCCGCUGAACGAGGUCCGCGCGGCGGCCUACGACCUGGCGAAGGCGACCAAACUACUCGUCACACACUUCCAGCCCGACUCAUAGCGAUCGCCUCUCUGCUACUACACCACCGUGUAGGGCUCAAGACUCAGUAUUCUUCAACAUAGUGUAUAAGUGAACUCAGUGUUCGUGCUAUUAUUUUUGUGCUACGGUUAUACAAACAAGUGAUUAGAGUAUUCUAUUAACUAGUAGUGUGACGUCAUCACUGGAUCGUCGGCUAGUGUUCAUUUGCAUACGAGGUGCUGAAUUAGUUCUGAAAGUAAACUGCAUUUGGAGCAUUUUUGAGAGUUCAAGACAGAAUCAAUCCAUGCCUGCGUUAGAUUGUAGCGAACAAAGUCAAGUAUUUGACUAAUAUUUCUAGUUAUAAAAUUGAAAGUUUAAAGUAAUUUGUUAGAUGAUCAGUUGUCUUCCUUUAAGUCGGUUGUAUAUCGCAGCUCAAUGUCACCGCAGCUAGGAAAAACCACAAUGUAAUUGUAAGUAUGCGUGGCAAAUCACAAAUUCGUUAUUAAAAAAGACUAACUUUUUGAGUUUUCAUGUUUAUAAUAAUAAAUUAUUAUUAAAUGCUUGAAAAUUAUUGUGGAGUGUAACGCGACAGUUACAAAUAAUGCAAUAUAAAGUAAUUAAUGUAUAAGAUAUAAUUAUACUAAUGAUUUAAUAAUAAGUAAAGAUCAAGAGAUAGUGAUCAUUGCGUGGAUCGGCGGUAUAUUCACGCUAAAGUCGAUAUAAGUAGUUACAAAACUCGAGGCUAGCCCGUGAUACUAUAUAGUGUUUCUUAUACACAAACAAUGAGAUAAUUCACGUCUUUGAUUGACCUACUAUAUAAAGUUUUAUAAUAAUUGUAAAACAAAUAAAUGGACAGUAUAUUUAUAAUAAAUAAUUAUAUGAUCUCGAGAACUGACAAAAUACAAUUAAUAUGCAAAUUAUUGAAUGUUGAAACGUCAAGUCUUGCAAAGAAGACAUAAAGCAAAAAAAUUGACUAAUAAUAAUUAGUAAUACUUAAUGACAGAAUAUUACAAAACGCUUUAUGCUUUUGAUGUUUUCUUAUAUGUAUUUAUGUAUAAAUGUGGCGCUUAUUAGCUAGAACAAAUAUAUCAAAAUAUGUACAAUCUUGUUAAAUUAUCCUCAACGGAAAUGUGUCAUUUCGAUAUUAAUUAUUAUACUAGGCGUGUAGCAAACGGUGUUAGUGAAGUAUUGUAAUAAGUAAGUAUCGCGAUAUACAUAAAGGAAGGAAGUAAAUAAGUGUCAGUAUAGCAUUUCGUUAUAAUAAGUGACAAGGUAUUAGACGCAUAUAUUGUUGUGCCGUGCUUACUCGACUGCGUUGCCUAUCUAUGAAUAUUUAAUAUAUUUUUUGUUAAUCAUGCAUUAGUCGAAACGACUGAAAUUGCGCACUAAAUAAAAGAAUUAAACGCAUAAUUAGCUGAUUAGCGACCUGGAGUUUCUUUGUCUGUAGUGUGUUACAGCGCAGUCGAGUGGUUGUUAUAGAACGUACCACGAUGUGAUCAUUAAGUGGUGAAC